AUGAAAUUGGCAAAGAGGGCCAAAUGCCUUCUCAAGGGCAUUGGAUCAAAACAGAGCGAGAAGACGACAACAGAGACCUCACAGACUACACACGCUCGGCGGCAUGCCCUUCUAAGCCGCCCAGCCCCAGAUAAACUCCCGAGAGAAGCUGCUGCUGCCGCCGCUGCCGCUGCUGCGCGUCGUGCUGCGGAGGCACUGCGGGCCGUGACAGGGAAGUCUGCAGCCAUCCUGGGCAAGAGGCCGAGACACGACAUGGGGCAUCCUGCCAUUGCCAUCCACGAGGACGAAGACGUUUCCCUCCGCGAGACACGUCGUCUAGACAAGCCCACCACUGCCACCACCACCAAAGACAUGGCUCAGACACAGUCUGAAGACGGCGACUCUAUCGACGGCUCCUGCUAUUCAGAAGAGUCGGAGGCGAGUGAUGAUGACAUCGACGAAAGUGUGGUGGAGGACAUGCGCAAACUGGAGGAGGAUUUCAAGGGUAUUUCCCAGAGAUACCGACUCAUCAAUCGCAUUGGCGAAGGUACCUUUUCAACCGUCUACAAAGCCGAGCAACUCCCUCAACCGAACGAGAUCAAUGGCCAUGACGAAAACGACGAGCCUGCGGAUGAGUCCAAUCCUGACAUGCCACCUUCCAAGAGGCGAAAAACAAAUGCUGGUGCUGGGCGGUCUACCAAGUCACGACGGAAACCGCAGAUGGUUGCUCUGAAGAAGAUCUACGUGACGUCCUCACCCCAUCGCAUCUUGAAUGAGCUGGAACUCCUCCACGAGCUCCGGGACUCACCAUACAUAUGCCCUCUCCUCACGGCGUUUCGACACCUCGACCAAGUUGUGGCAGUAUUGCCGUACUUCAGACACCUUGAUUUUCGACUGUAUUAUCGAGACUUCCUGGUCAAUGAUAUGCGGCAUUAUUUCCGAAGCCUGUUCAACGGCCUGUGGCAUGUUCACAAGGCUGGCAUUCUGCAUCGCGAUAUCAAGCCAACAAAUUUCCUCUACGACCAUUCCAGAAGAGAAGGGGUCUUGGUCGACUUUGGUCUCGCCGAGCGGCAAGGCACAGACUGGCAGCCAUGUCUGUGCACCGAAUCGAAAGAGAGAAGGCGAGAUAAGUUCCUCAACUCGUUUGCAGUGCAGGUCCUACAAACUCAGCCUGAUCUGAUAUCCACUGGCUACCCAAAAUCUGACAGUCGAACUUCGCGAAGAGCAAACCGAGCGGGGACGCGCGGGUUUCGAGCACCAGAAGUACUACUCAAAUGCACAUCUCAAACGACAAAGAUUGACAUUUGGUCAGCCGGAGUCAUCCUUCUCACGCUUCUAGCCAGGCGCUUCCCAUUCUUCAACAGCGCUGACGAUGUUGACGCCAUGAUUGAAAUGGCCUCAAUCUUCGGUAGGAAGAAGAUGCAGGCUGUUGCAGCCAUGCACGGUCAGUUGUUCGAAACCAACAUCGAAACCAUUGGGGAGCGUGGGUUCACCCUUGAUAAGAUCAUCAUCUGGGCCAGCUGUCGUGAGAAGGAACACGACACUCUCCGAGCAGGCGAGGCUCAAGCAGUGUCAUUUCUUCAAGGUCUCCUCGAACUCGAUGCGAGCAAGCGAUUGAGCGCAAAGGAGGCAUUGCAACAUGAGUUUUUCACCGCACCCGUUGAGGACGAGGAAGAACGUGCAGAAAGAGAAGCACAGGAAGCCUUUGAGGAGGCGCAGGGGACGAGACGCGGUUGA
Messenger RNA from Capronia epimyces CBS 606.96, 1716 nucleotides. RefSeq names its product CDC7 protein kinase. Gene Ontology annotation, cellular component: nucleus. Gene Ontology annotation, molecular function: protein serine/threonine kinase activity; ATP binding. The coding region runs from base 1 to 1716 and encodes 571 amino acids. Gene Ontology annotation, biological process: mitotic DNA damage checkpoint signaling; protein phosphorylation. NCBI's taxonomy places the organism in Eukaryota, Fungi, Ascomycota, Eurotiomycetes, Chaetothyriales, Herpotrichiellaceae. The record is from RefSeq and is a predicted model, not a curated record. The transcript has 2 exons.